Cuscuta campestris is the source of this 4781-nucleotide messenger RNA. The record is from the annotation of a GenBank genome assembly. Lineage: Eukaryota; Viridiplantae; Streptophyta; Magnoliopsida; Solanales; Convolvulaceae.
CUUGAAGAAAAGUUGCUGCCAACCAUCGUCGUCCGCCGGCGAGCAGUGGUCCGCCGCCGUCUGCUUCCUCCUCUGGUGCGCGGCUUCAAUCUCAGUUGCCGCGGCCUAGAGCCGCGGCUCUCUGCGUGAUAUUUCCCCCCUCCUCUGAAGCUUUAAUCAUCAUCAAUUUAUAGCAAGAGGAUUGUUUACCGUUGUAGAUUUGAGUGAGUAGAGAGUGCCGUUGCUAUUGAUUGAGGCGAAACUGACGGAGGAGCGUUGAAGAAGCUGGGCGCUGGUUUAUCGCGAAGAGAAGAAGUCAUAGACUUCAAUUCUCCGUUCUUUUUUUUUUCUUGCGUGAAGAUAAAAUCCGAAACUCAGAAAUGGAGCUGCAAGCUAAGAUUUCUCAUGUUAAUGUUCCUGAAAGCUCUUCUAAGGGCUUCGACACCCCUCAAAUUCUCAAUACUGGAAUACCAGUUGAACAUGUAGAUAUUGAGGAUGUUACUGACGAGGAGUUUCCUCCGCUGAACUGCCCAGCCCCCAAAACUGUUCCUCAGACUUUUAGUAAUCUGCAUUCUAACACUCAUGAACACUAUAUAACUGCAUUUCGAACUUAUGUUAAGCAUUUAUUAUCGUUGGGGAAAACUGAGGAAGCCAUUGAAGUUGCUCUGAAGUAUAGUCCUAAAUCUAUUCAAACUCCAUUGUUGGUUGAAUCUGAGAAAUCUGCUGACCUAUUUGUUGAACCUGAUAAAUCUGUUGCUCUAAUUGUUGAACCUGAGAAAUCUACUGGUGGAAUUGCUAACUCUACUGUUAAGAAAAAUACAGUCACUAUUGGAUGGAGAGGACCUAGACAUGUGAUUCUCACAUUUUCAAAUAGCCAGGAUUGCACUGAUAUUCUGCUUAAAAGCCAAAUUGCUUUUAAUGGUGCUAACCCCAUGAGAUUAUUCAGAUGGACCCCAGAUUUUAAUACUGAAACUGAGACAUCUAUUGCUUCAGUUUGGAUAUCUUUGCCAGGUUUACCUAUUCAUUUCUUUGAUAAGGCUGCUUUGGCUUUAGGUUGUAAACCUUUGGGAAAAGAAGAUGAAGGUUUCUACCAAUCUAUUGAAUAUGAGAGAAUCCCUCUAUAUUGCUCUAAAUGUUUCAAGCAAGGCCACUCAGCUGAAAAAUGUAAACUGGAAGAUAGCAAUCACUUUUUGGCUGAAAAAACAAGGAAGGGUAAAAAUAUUCUGACAGAAGAUAACUCUCACCAGGACAGGCCAGAAAGAAGGAGGAGUAGAAGUAGAGGCCCUAAAGCUCACAAACAGACUACUCACAAACAAGAUGUUCUUGAUUUAAGGCCAACAGCUGCUGGACCUUCAAAUGUACAGAAGGAUAUAUCAAAGAAAAAUGUCCCUCAAAAGAAACAAGAAUCUGAUGUGUUGAAAGCUGGGGUGGACCAAUCCUUUCAAAUGGUACAGAGGAAAAAUUCAAACCAGAAAGGACAGCUAGCAGGAUCUUCUGCAAAGGAAGCCUCCAAUACAAAACUUUUCCCCCUUAAUUCAACUAUUGGUAUACUUCCCAAAUCUGCACAAAUGGGCCCUUCCAGUUCCCACACUAUUAACAACAGCAACAGUUUUGCAGUGCUGAGUCAGCCUAUUGAGGACCUGCCAACAUUAAACCCCCAAGCACCUGAAUUUAAUCCCACACAAUAUACACUUGGGGUUCUUAAAGAAGUGCCUUUACAGUCAAUGGACCAAAAUCCACAAAAUAUGAGCAUACUUUUCCCUGUGAUACCCACCAGUGAGAUCCCUAAGCAGCUAAUUUGUGGUGAGAACACCUUAGCCAAUACCAUCCCAUCUAAUUCAAAUGUAAUGUUGGAAGAAAUAGAUCCUGGACCCCAAACUGCUGAGAAUGCUAUUGAGGAAGUCUGGUCAGAUGAAGGUUAUGCUAGUCCCAUUGGAGAAGAAGACUCCUUCUGUUCACCAGUGUUUGAUCCUAAAUCAAAAAAGCUUUUAAAUGAUAUUUCUCUGGAUGUUCCUGCAGCAAACACCAGAAAGGGUUCAUCCAAGGCAAAACCACCCAAACCCCCUACAACUAAGAAGGGAGCAGAACACUGUGAAUCCACUAAAAAACAUAUAGGCUUCUCACAACAUUUUGUUGGGUGCUCUGGGAAAAUUUGGUUACUUUGGAAGGAUACUUAUACCAUUAAGGUUCUCUCUGAUGAGGAACAAGUGGUUUUUGUGGAUGCAACCCAUACCCCCAGUCAAAAAACUGGAUUUAUGGCCUUUGUCUAUGCUAAAACCAAAAGCUGGUUAAGAAAGGAUCUCUGGGCCUCCCUGGUACAGUUUACUCAGUCUUAUACUGUUAAUAAACCCUGGGCAGUUGUUGGAGACUUUAAUUGCAGCCUAAAUCCUGAUGAGAAAAAAGGGGGUCUCCCUAUGUCUUUAAAUGCCAGCUGGGAUUUCCAACAAUGCAUCAAUGAUUGUGGUCUUAUGGAAGUCACCACCUAUGGUAAUACCUUUACUUGGUGGAAUGGUAGGAGGAAAUCUCACUCCAUCUGGAAGAGAUUGGACAGAUGUCUGGUUAACCAAUCCUGGGCUGACACAUUUCAGACUAAUGUUCAUGUUCUCUCUUUAACCACCUCUGAUCAUUCUCCACUUCAUAUAUCCACAACAAUACCAACUUGUACUACUGCCCCUAGGAAAUUUUAUUUCCUUAAUGCAUGGACCACUCAUGCUGAUUUCAUGCAGGUUGUUGAAAAGGCUUGGAAAACAACUCUGUCUGGCCCACCUAUGGUUCAGGUUGCUGCUAAGCUAAAGGCUACUACUUAUGCACUUAAUACAUGGAAUAAGCAAGUCUUUGGCAAUAUAUUUACUAAAUUGGAAGAUCUUGAGAAGAAGGUUCAGAAUGCUGAAGAACUCUACCAGGCUGACCCUAGUGAUGAAAAUUUAAUCAAUUUCAAAUCUGUUGAAGCCUCAUACAUCCAUCAAUUACAUCUGGAAGAGCUGUUUUGGAGGCAAAAAGCCCAUAUUCAAUGGAUUGAGGAUGGGGAUAGGAAUUCUAAGUUCUUUCACUCUAUAGUGAAGGACAGGAGAAGGAGAUUAUAUAUCCACAAAAUUAAAGACCAGACUGGAGCAUGGAUUGAGGAUCAAAAACAGAUUGCUCAACAGGCCAUUGAAUUUUACCAACACCUUUUCACUGAAGAAUCCAGGAUUGAGCCAUACAUCACCUGGAGGGUUUAUGAUGCUUCUUUGAGUUUUUGGUGGGAUAAUUGGACUGGAUUGGGACCAUUGGCAAGGGUGACUAAUCAGGCACAUGGUAAAUAUUGGCAACAACCUCUCAAGGAGAACUUAAUCAAUUCAUCUUUCAACUUUGACCACUUACAGUCCCUCAUGGACCCUGGUUUUUUCAUUCAUUUUCAAGUAGAUCUUUCUUCUCUUGGCUCAAAUAAUGCGGAUCAGGCUCUCUGGCAACCUAAAUCCAAUGGAGUUUUCUCUAUGAAGGCUGUCAAAGAUUUCUUAAGGCCUUGUGGUAAUGUUGAUAUCUACUUACAGAAUUGUUGGCACACUUAUAUUCCUUUUAAAAUGUCCUUUUUGGGCUGGAGACUUCUACUGAGGAAACUCCCCCUGGAUUCCACUUUGCAAAAGUUUGGGUAUGUCCUCCCUUCCAAGUGUAGUUGUUGUACCAAACCCACUUGUGAGACUACUGAGCAUGUAUUUGCACAAAGUGAGGUGGCUAAAACUGUGUGGAAAUAUUUCUGUGGGCUGUUUGGUCUGAAUGAACAAGGCAUAUCCACUGUUAAGCAGUAUCUUAAUGUUUGGUGGGGAGCUAAAUCACAUCCUAAAAAGUACACUGAUGCUGUGGAAGCUGCAGCUAGGAAAUGGCCUAACCUCCGUAAAAAUCUUUCUGAUUGGAAGGCUAUUUUCAAUUUAAAUGGCCAUCUGUCCAGUUCUUAUCAGGCUCCUACUAAGAUGUGGCAGUUUCCUCCUCCAAACAGUGUGAAAAUUAAUGUCUCUAUGUUCUCCAAAGAACAUCAAUUUGGUACUGGUGUUGUGGUUAGGGACUCCAAAGGUAUAUUCUUGUAUGCUUAUGGCAGUGUUGGACAUGCUUCAGCCCUAGGAGCCACUAUGGAUAUCCUCUUGAUCAUACUGCAAUGGUGUUUAACUUCUGGUUCUUCUACUGAUUUUUGUGAUGGUCAUACUAAUCGUGUUACUAAUUAUCUGGUCCAAUGGUGUUGUAAUCACCUUCAUUCUAGUAUGGAUUUUUUAGGUAUUUUUGAUCUACCUGCACAAUGUCAGCUCCUUGGUCAACAUGAUAUUCAGCAGUCCUUUCUACCUGAGGGUAUGGAGAACUUGGAUCUUGGGGGUGCUCAUUUUCCUUUUCCUACUUUCUAGGGGAUUGUGUUUGCGUUGUUUGAAGAUUUUUUAAACCAUUACUGGUUAUACUGGGGUUAUGGAGAAGUUUGGAUAUUAUGGGUGCGCUUAUAAUAUCUUUUCCUAGCCUUGGUAUGUAUGGUUUGUGGAGUAAGGAGUGGUUGACUCGGAUGGGUUUUUAUUCCUCCCGUUGGAGAUGAUUACCACUCCUUUGUGUUGCCAUGCCUCUCCGUAUGACCUUUUUUGUCUUAGUGUGGUUAUGCUCGUGUUGGCCUGGUGUGAGUUUGGAUUGUCGUGUUGGUUUGAUGUUUUAGACCUUAUUGUGGCUUUGGUCAAGCCCUAGACUAUUAUGUUGUUUGUUUUGAUCUUAUUGUGGCCUUGAUCAAGCCUUAGUUAGCUUGUUUGUUGUUUAGACCUUAUUGUGGCCUUGGUCAAGCCGUUCUAGGUUCCCUU